This is a messenger RNA of Pecten maximus, 5498 nucleotides long. RefSeq lists its product as uncharacterized. Bases 199 to 1266 code for a protein of 355 amino acids. The transcript is spliced from 2 exons. The record is from RefSeq and is a predicted model, not a curated record. NCBI's taxonomy places the organism in Eukaryota, Metazoa, Mollusca, Bivalvia, Pectinida, Pectinidae.
GAUAUACAAGACUUUAUAGACAAAACAGAGAAUGUUGACCUAGUACAAAUAAACCAAUAUAUUGCCUCAACCGAUGACCAUUUAAAGGAAAACGUUAGUAUAUUUGACAAGUUGUCACAAAAGGUAAAGACCCAGAAUAACAAAUUAAAAGAGGAACUUGACCUGCUGUCGACCCAGACUUUGUCUCUCUAUAAACAAAUGGAGGAGGACAAUGCCAAGUUACUACAAACCUACAAACGGGACCUGGAAACGUACAGGACAGAUCUUGAACAAAAAGUACAGGAAUGUAAGAAAGCACUUCAGCGUGGUUCUCACUUUAACGUUGGAUAUGAUAUCCAUUACCCUGUCAAUAUUCCCCUACAACCUACCCUUGGUAUGGCUACAUUCACACCGAACAGAACUCCCGGAGAAUGCCUGAAAAAGGCCUUAGGAGAAGUCACCAUCUCGGCUCAGAGUCAGGGUCGAGUGCCACAUGGGAAUGAUCGGUUAGUUGGGUCAUCUGGAGAACGACUGUCUACUACAUCACAGCAGCCUUCGCAGAAGUUUCAGACGCCGCCUGUUCAACAACGAUCAAAGAAAAGAAAGGAAGAAUUUGGUCCUAUAUACACCCUUUUGACAAAGACGAAACAGUUUCGGGAGUGGACGUCUCGAUGUCAAAUUUCAUCUGCAUGCCCAAAUAUGGAUGACCAAUUGUGGACAUGUGACAACUACCGUGAUUCACUAACUCUCUUUGACAGGGAAGGGAAUACAAUACAGGAGGUCAAACACGAUACUAGGAUCUGGGACAUCAGUCUGUCACCCAUAACCAACACGCUGUGGGCCUGCGACUGGGAACACAAUAUCUCAGAGCUCGUGUCAGGACGGCUGGAACACAGAUUCAGUACCUAUGAGAAACCAGAGUGUAUCUGUAUUACAGCCAGUAACCAUGUUAUUGUGGGGAUGGCCGGACAAAUCUCAAAAUUCACCACGAAAGGUGAAUUGUUACCUACAACCUCGGCUACAGCGGCUGGCGAGCCAUUAGUUAGUUUACCAUACAGAGUGUCAGAGUGUCGGCUAACCCACAACCUUGCAAUGAUUGUCUUGAACGAUGAAAGUGUUUGUUGUGACGGAAAUCAACACAUGCUUGUUGUCAUGGACACACAUUUCAAGGAACUGUUUGUAUAUGAUGGUGAAGUCCCUGAUACUUAUCAACCAACAUCACAGUCGGGAGAUAAACCAUUUGAGCCCCGGGAUGUGGUGUUGACAAUGCAGGUAACAUUAUCAUAGGGGACUAUAAUAACAACCGUGUCCUACUCCUCAGUGGGCAUGGCGAGUUCCUCAGGGUCUUACACACAGAUAUCUACGAGGUAUAUGCUGUCGGUGUAGACAGGGAGGAUGCGCUAUAUACAGUGUGUAGGGGUGGAAAAGUCAAGCUACUACAGUACUACAGUGUGGUUUUCCCAACACCUGUAUACCCUAAGCAUAUCUUAGACACUUUUUCACAAUGGCUAAAUUUAAUACCACUUAGGUGGAUCAUGUGAUCAGAAGACACUUGGCCAUGCCAAACACCAAUGUUUUGAAGCUGAACCAGACGGUGAUAAGCUUUCAGUUCAAUGUUACAAGGCUUAUGUCACAUUGAUAGAAAAGCAUGGCAAUUUUGUCAAUGAAAAUGUUACACACAUUUGUUACAAAGCAUCAGUAUAUGCAAUUGCUACAAGAACAGUUAUUAAUGUUGUACAUAUAAUAACAACCGAUCAAUCAAUCAAUAUUUCACUUUCUCUAUUUUGGCUUAUCAAAAUGGUUAUCACAUUUGGGUCCAAAUAUAGAAAGUUAAAUUAAAGUUUUGUAACAUAAUAUAAUAUGGAUAAACGACACUUGUCAACUUGCCACACUUUGGACUUUUUAGAAUAAUGCUUUUAAAAAAGAAACCUUAAGAAGUAUUGAAGUAAAAUACUCAUAUACCUUUUUACACUGUUUAUUCGUCUGCCGCGUAUAAUAUUAUUUAGAAAAGCAGUAUGUCGUGUUUGGCCUGUAGAGCUGAACAGAAUUUGUGACUCAGAGUUAAAAAAUAUGUUGUUUUUUUUUAAUUUGCCGCGCUACAAUAUAGCCAUUCCCAUUGUUGAACACAAGCCUUUGUCUGUGGCAUAAACAGCACCUCAGUUUUGACAGCAUUUGUUCAUAAUAGCCAUAUAGGAUUUUUUUGGGUAUAACUCCUCUUUCACGAAACAAAACAAAUGUUCAUUUCCAGCGCCACUUAAAGGAAACUUUCUAGUAAAAAAAGGUUUCAGAUCACUAAAAAGACUUAUGUGUGUUUUUAUUUUCAUUUCUCGAAAUUCCUCGUCAUCAAAGAGUGAAAAUAACAUAUUUUUAUUAGUUUUGAUAAUAAGUGAUCAUGCGAAAUCUAAUUGAUGUUUUUUUUUCAAUAUUAACACAUGUUUAUAAUGUAUAUGUAUACAGGGUGCUUCUGUACUAUCAGGUGGAGGAUGUUUGGUUGUAUUUAGAUGUAAAAUCCAAAUCUUAAGUGAAGUAUGGAGUUUGAGAAAUAUGAUUAAUAAUGCGAAAUUUGUGUUUGCUGCACCACUGGUCACUAUGCCACGUAUUUGUUAUCACGUGGAUUAACCAAUCAGAAGGUGUGAAACAUUGUUUUAUAAGAAAACCUGAAUUUCUUUAAGUUUGUGAUAUUUUUGGAUUUUGAUAUGAAUUUGUGUGUUGUUGACUCUGGAUUAGUCAAUGCAUUUAAUGUCCUCAUCAUUUCAUGCUAAGGCCUUUGUAUAUACAAUGUAUGAUGUAUAAGAUCCAUGCUAUUCCGCCUCCCUCCUCUUUUACUGACCUAAACUGAAGUAUUUUGAAAGAUGACCAUUUGUUAAAAUGCAACUUUUAGAAUAUUCCUAUAUCAUUUAAAUCCACCCAAUCAUGUUUGUGCCACAGCCAAAUUAAUCUAAACACUUUUCUUACCAUCUCCGAUAACCUAUGUCGAAUGCCUUUUGCUGGUCUAGGAAUAUAACUGACCCACCCUUAGUCGCUUGCCCUGUACAUGCAAUAACAUUAGAUAAUAAUGGUACAGUAUUGUAUUUUCAAUGUCCCUAGGGUCCCUUCGUAAAUCCUUUGUAAUCACUGUGAAUAAAUUUUGGAAGAAAUGGUUUGGUUUCAGCUGAAAGAACUUUUGUUAUGAUUUUAUAAUCAGAAUUUAGUUGAAAUAUUGGACGGCAAUUUACUAAUUUUAUAUAUCACUGUUAGUUGUACGUUAGUACUCAGCAAAGGUUACAUCUAGCUUUUCUAUGACUUUCAAUCCAGAUUAUAUAUUUUCUCCUAGAUUUUUUUUAUCAAACUUGGUUUGGAGUAAGAAAUAUGCCAGACUUGAUUUGUAAAAUGAAAAAAAUUAAAUAAGUGCUUGUAUACUUAUGAGGAUUUUUGCAGAAGAUAUCAUUUUUCCACACCUCAACUCUAUUACGGGCUGAGACAAGCUCUUACAAAUAUAUGGCCCGAGUUUAAAAACAAGAAAGGUUGUAGAGAUGUGUACGACAUUUUUAUUUCUAGACUCAAGUUUAAUACAAAGUACAUUGAAAAUGGUCCAAUAUAUUAGAAACUAGUGAAAUUGAACUAAAACAAAAUCAGAUAAAAGUGUUUAAAGUAACAAAUGGUGUAUCGUCGAUAUGGCUCCAGUACAGGCUUAGAUAUAGAAUAUCGGCAACAAAUUACUACCUUACUAAGAUAAAUAUAUAUGAUGAUUCUACUUGUACCUUUUGUAAAGAAGUUUAAACACUUUUACAUGUUUUAUGAUCGUUGACACAUUGAGAGGCUGUGGAUAUUACUUGAAAAUUUGAUCAUUGAAAAAACCUAUCUAUACAUUCAAAUCUGUCAAAAAAGCAAAUACUGUUUGGAAAACAAGGUAAACACUAUGACAUAUAUAACCUUGUUAUGCUCAUUGUUAAACAAUAUACAUAUAUAAACAGCGUGUUGAAGGGGAACAACUCAUGAUUGAAAAAGUACAGCGAAUACUUGUGACUAUUACACUAUGGGAAAAUAUACAUCAACCUUAAAUAGUAGGUACACUUUAUUUACUCAGAGGCUAUUUUUCAUAAUCUUUUUGAUCAAUAGACAAAAAAUAUAUAUUGUUUCAUGCAUUUUUUUCAUCACUUCUAUCACAUUUAUUCUAUACUGGUUAUGUUGCCUUCUAUGAUUUUUUUUUGACCUAUUAGCUAUAGCUUAGCAACCUACUUUGUAUUCAAGUUAUAUAUAUAUAUAGUUUGGGUAUGUAAGUAUGUGUAAAAGUUGUCUUUGUUUCUUUCUGUAUCAUAUGAAUACUUUAUGUUGAAAAUCUAAAUAAAAAUUUAAAAGGUAAAAAAAGCCUUCAUUUGAUACCGUUUUGAUGUCCGUCGUAAAUCCAUUAUUCGUUGUACCAAUUUUGCGAACUUAAAUUGUUAAGAGAGGUUUUCAUAAGCAACAAAUAUUCAUGUACUCGAUCAUAAUGACCUGAAUGUAUUGUUGUCGUUGUCCUAGUCAGUUACAACCUAUGCUGGUCCAGAUAACAAUUAUUACACUAAAUUAAACUUUGUUUAAUGUAAUAUAUGAAUGUUCCUCAAUAUGUUUUAAUAAAUCUAAAUUAAUUUUUAUUAAAUUGUAAAGGAAAUGUCAAUUAUUGCACCAAACUAAUGCUGGGCACGAUACACGGUUACUAUGUUAGAGUACAAUGUUAGGGUACAAUGUUACUAUGUUAGGGUACAAUGUUACUAUGUUAGGGUACAAGGUUACUAUGUUAGGGUACAAGGUUACUAUGUUAGGGUACAACGUUACUAUGUUAGGGUGCAAGGUUACUAUGUUAGGGUACAAGGUUACUAUGUUAGUGUACAAGGUUAAUAUGUUAGGGUACAAAGUUACUAUGUUAGGGUACAAAGUUACUAUGUUAGGGUACAAGGUUACAAUGUUAGGUUACCAGGCUACAAUGUUAGGGUAUAAGGUUACUAUGUAAGGGUACAAAGUUACUAUGUUAGGGUACAAGGUUACUAUGUUAGUGUACAAGGUUAAUAUGUUAGGGUACAAGGUUACUAUGUUAGGGUACAACGUUACUAUGUAAGGGUACAAGGUUAAUAUGCUAGAGUACAAGGUUACUAUGUUAGGGUGCAAGGUUGCUAUGUUAGGGUACAACGUUACUAUGUUGGGGUACAAAGUUACUAUGUAAGGAUACAAUGUUACUAUGUCAGGGUAGACUGUUACUAUGUUAGGGUACAACGUUACUAUGCUAGGGUACACAGUUUCUAGGCUUUGGGCCUAAGUCAAAACGUUUUGGUCAUACAAUAGCUGUGUUAGGGCCCUAGAUUUAUAAGUAGAGGUCCUUAGAGAAAACUAUGGUACUGUCCCAGGCUUCAAAGUUGAGUCUCUAGGAUAGAACUCUGCUAUGGUCUGAUGUUACUUAGAUAUGUAAUGAUACAUGUAUGUAAACAUAAUUAAUUUGUUUGUAGUUGUACAUGCAUACAUAAACGAAUAUUCUAAUAAACGCUUUGAACUCCAAAGUUGUAAAA